Messenger RNA from Musca domestica (house fly), 1051 nucleotides. RefSeq lists its product as uncharacterized. The transcript is spliced from 5 exons. NCBI's taxonomy places the organism in Eukaryota, Metazoa, Arthropoda, Insecta, Diptera, Muscidae. The coding region runs from base 129 to 983 and encodes 284 amino acids. The record is from RefSeq and is a predicted model, not a curated record.
UUUCGCAGCUUGCAGUACUUGAAAAAGAAGAUUUAAAGGAAGCAGUGCCACCAUUGGGACUGCGUGUUGAAUUCAGAGAAAAGCUCUUUGCUUGGAAAAAACGAAAGCUCGGGAUUGAUGACGAAACUAUGUCAGUUCCAUCUAAAAUAGGUGAAUGGUGGAAACGCAACGAGACACCUGCAAGUACUCCUGGUACUCCCGACACUACAGGUUCGAACUGCUCAAAAGCCAAAGGAAUUUUGUCAGAGGAUCUAACGGAAUUGUUAACACAUACCUCGAAGGGGAAACUAGCGCUUGAAUGUAGUAGCGUUAAUAAGAAAUUAAGUGACGAGCAAAGAGAUGAUAUAAUUAAUAUAAUUAUUGAAGAUAUUUUAACCAACAAUGUUACUCUUUACACUCAAGACUAUAUGCGCAUAUUGGAUGAAAUUUGUUCCGUUUUUCCUCUUGAAAACGAAAUGAGGGAUUAUUAUUACAUUUCAAGAAAAGGAAAGAACAACGCAAGCGGAAAACUUUAUGCCAAGUAUAGAAACAAGAAGUCCAAAAGAAUAAAGCUUUUGAUUUCCGAGCCUAGCACAAGCAAAGCAGCAACUCACACAUCUCCUAAUUUUUGUAACAAAGAUGUUCCCGAAAUUGAUGAAUCAGUUGAAAAUUCAUUGAAAGCUUCCUUACUAAGAGAAUGUAAUGAUUGGGGAUCGAUCUGCGAAAAAUGGAAAAGAUCUUUUAACAUACGGCAAAGAGAUAUAAAAAAUUUAAGUAGCCAUACAUUUCUCCUUGAAUGGACGAAGUUGUCCGAUGCAAGAGCUUCAGAAUUGGUCAACAUUGAUUUCGAUAUUAUGUAUCCACAGAAAGGCAAUCUUCUACUUUCUAAAUGGGACCAAUUUAAGAAAAAAAUUUACAAUUAUUAUGGGAAAAAUAUUCAUAACGAACAUUGCAAACAACUCUUCGCAAAUGUUUUGACGGCAAGCAGCAUAGGUAAAUUUUAAUUCCUGAUUUAUCAUAAACAUUAAAAGUAAUAUUUAUUUUAUAUUUCGGUUGCAGAUGCUCAAGAUUA